This is a messenger RNA of Chironomus riparius, 2238 nucleotides long. The record is from the annotation of a GenBank genome assembly. NCBI's taxonomy places the organism in Eukaryota, Metazoa, Arthropoda, Insecta, Diptera, Chironomidae.
AUGCCACGAAAUCGACCUUCAUGGGGUAGAAAAUUCAUCCGGUACUCAUUUAUCCGCUUCAUUGUCUCUGUUGCAUUCUUUUACAUGAUUUUCAUGCUGUGGAUGUCACAGUGGAACAAAGAAUUGCUGACUGUUGUAGAUGAACAAGAACUUGUCAACGUCGAUGUGAGGGAAAUGAUUCGUGGGAAAAUAGUUGAUGUUGCUGGCAAGGAACAACUUGUUGUGGAUGAUUUUGGAGAUUAUGGACCAGGACAGAAGGAUCAGUAUGAGGAUUACAUCCUAGAUUCUAUGAUUCCUGUGGAAAUUAAUGGUGACAUUAAAGACAGAAAUUUUGUGGAUUUAUCACCAAACUUAGUUGGACUGCACAGAAUCCCAAAGCCAACCUUUUCGCCUGAAGUUGUUGCUAUCCACAGAAGACUGAACCUAACAAAUCCAGGACAUAUGGGUGCACCUCUACUGCUCCCACCAAACCUUCCACAAGACAUCCAAAACAUGUUCAACAAAAGCUGGGAAACUUAUCAAAUUAAUGAAUUUGGAUCAACUUUGGUUGCAUUGGACAGAGAACUUCCAGAUAUGAGGACACCAUACUGUAAAAAUAAGACAUACAGUCCUAAUAUGCCAAUGGCAUCGGUCAUUAUGGUGUUUCAUAAUGAAGCUUUAUCGAUGAUUAUGAGGACUGUCUACUCAAUAUUGAACAUGUCUCCGCCAAACUUGCUGAGAGAGAUUGUGCUUGUUGAUGACUGCUCGACUCAUGAAAACCUCCACACAACCCUCGAACAAUCAGUAGCUCAGCUUCCAAAAGUGAAAAUAGUUCGAGCACCACUUCGAGUAGGUCUCAUGAAAGCUAGAAUGUUAGGUGCCGUCAACUCUAAAGGACCAGCUUUGAUAUUUAUGGAUAGCCAUAUGGAAUGUACUCAUGGAUGGCUUGAGCCACUGCUUGACAGACUAGCAAUUAACAAAAACAUUACAGCAAUCAGCAGUGUCGAGACUCUGAACUAUCAAACACUUGAAGUUUACUUUCAUAAAGAUCCAGCAAAUAUUCCAGUUACUGGAUUCGAUUGGAACUUGAUAUUCAACUGGAAGCAGCCACCAGAGUCGGAAAAGAAAAGUCGUGGAAAUCCAAACGAUCCAAUUGUGUCACCGACUAUGCUUGGUGCAUUCUUUGUGAUUGAUAAAGAGUAUUUUGAGAUGUUGGGCAUGUAUGAUCCUGGAUUUGAGAUUUGGGGUGCUGAAAAUUUGGAACUGGCUUUUAAAGUUUGGAUGUGUGGAGGUAGAGUUGAGGUCAUACCUUGCAGUCGAGUUGCUCAUUUGUUCAGGAAGAAGUUUCCGUAUGCGUUUCCUGUUGGCGGGGGUGAAGUGCGUAGAAACACUGAUCGACUAGCUGAGGUGUGGCUCGAUGAAUACAAAAGGUUUUACUACAGAAAAGUUGGCAAUCAUAAAAGAAAUUACGGAGAUAUAACUGAACAGAAAAAGUUGAGGGAAAAGCUGGGCUGCAAGAGCUUCAAAUGGUACUUAGAGAAUGUCUAUCCAGACCAUCAGAUUCCUCAAGAGCUAAGAGAUCCGGUUGUUGUUCAGAAUCUGAAUGUGCAGAACCAAAAUCAAGUUAAUGCUCAAAACCAGCAGCAAAAUGGUGGAAAUCAGCAACAAAAUGGUGGAAAUCAGCAACAAAAUAGUGGAAAUCAGCAACCAAAUGGUGGAAAUCAGCAACAAAAUGGUGGCAAUCAGCAACAAAAUGGUGAAAAUCGGCAACAAAAUGGUGGAAAUCAACAACAAAAUGGUGGAAAUCAACAACAAAAUGGUGGAAAUCAGCAACAAAAUGGUGGAAAUCAGCAACAAAAUGGUGGCAAUCAGCCACAAAAUGGUGGUAAUCAGCAACAAAAAGGUGGAAAUCAACAACAAAAUGGUGGAAAUCAACAACAAAAUGGUGGAAAUCAACAACAAAAUGGUGAAAAUCAGCAACAAAAUGCUGGAAAUCAACAACAAAAUGGUGGAAAUCAGCAAAAAAAUACGAGCAAUCAAAAGGAUUUGCAGAACCAACCGAACGCACAAAAUCAGCAACAGAACCUGCAAAAUACACCGCAACAACAGGUUCAGCAGCAGAAUAUCCAAAAAGUCGAUCACAAUCAAACUGAAAAGCAGCAAGCACCAAAUGCAGCUCCAGUGGACAGCAAUGACCAAAAAGCAGAAGCAAACGUAGCUGAACAGAUGCCUGUGAAUGUGAAUAGCACAAAAACAUAA